GCGAAAAUUAUUUUGAUGGAUUCAAUGGCUGAAAUCUGAGUGAAUAAAAUCAUGGCUGUAGUCACGACAUCCUGUCAGGAAUUGCUUCUGAUAAUUAGUGGACAUUCUGCCAUCAGAGAUAAGGAAUUGAUUAAAGCUGAGCUUGUAAAUGACAAGAAGAAGUUUCUUGAAGGGGUGCUGGUGUUUAAGAAACACAAUGAGGAAUCAGAGAAAAAGCUCAAGGAAGAGAAGGCAAUCAGUGAACUUGAACGCAAGUUUCUUCUACAGGCGUGCAGGUUCUUGGAUCUGGAUGCAUUGCAGUGCAGGGAACUGUUUGAUUUGUAUCUACUCUGUGCAUUCCGAGGAACAGGAAAGCAACUCCAGGCCAUACUGAAAAAUGAAAGAAGUGUUCAAGCCAUGCUGCUUAAACUUUGGGAGUUCUACCAUGCAGACAGACUCCAUCUCCUUCAAUGCAUCAAGCACUUGGCCAAUUUCUGGCAAGACACAGAACACCCAUACCAGGCCCAGUAUGCAGACUUUGUGGAGGAACUACAAAGCAAGGGUCUGUUUGAUAAACUCCUAGCCCAGUAUAAAGACCGGUUCAGUUCUCCUGCCCCUACGAAGGAUAAGGCUGGUCAGUUGAUGACGGACAGACACAGGAUACGAUGGUGUAUACAGAGUCUUCAUGAACAGAGUGAACUUCUAGGAAUCAUCUUGCUGUUCUUACAUGCCUCUCUGACUCCAAUGGAUAAGCUCUUAACAAUCAUCAACCUUUUCCAGCAACAAGGUUUUGGUACAAGACAACCCUACAGACAUCUACUAGAUGCUGAAGAAAUGGCUCAAAAACUCACCAACAAGAUUGAGUUCUUAUGCUGUGUCAUAGUACUGGAAUGCAUGGACCUGUUUCCACUGAUGGGUCUUACAGAUAAAAGCAGUAUUGAGAAUCAUCCUCUUAUUGCCAAUGAAAAGUUGUCCAAGGAGUUUUCCAGUGCCGUCCAGUCUCUUGGUCAAUCACCCAGUCACACCCCUAUCCAGCUGGCCUGGAUGGUCAUCCACACCGCCGCCUGGCCAGGCAAGGACACCGCCCUUGUGAGACGGUUAGGAAACCAGGCUCUGCGGCUCCAUGUCUUCAAGUACCUGACCUUUGGCCUGUCCAAGGCUCUGCCGAAUGACAGCUCGGUUGAAUCGAUGGCUUGCCAUUCUGUCAUCUACUCUCUGAUGACUGUUGUACUCACUGUGUUUCAAGAAGAUUCACUAGGAGGGGUCCAGGAUUUGGUCCAGUUGUCCUGUCAGCUGCUAUCACAGCCUCAUCUAUGUAGAGAGUUUUGGACUACUGACCUAGACGGAGGCUUUGCAGCCCUGCUUCAAUCAUCGAUGGCUUCCUUCCCUCUAGAGUUCUCUUUGCCAAUGAAAUUCCUCAAGGCGCUGUCUACAGAGGGCAGCAAACAGAUCUACCAGUUAUUAGCUCACCUGCCAGCUUUCACGGAACCCCUCGAUAAUAACCGUAGCUCUGAUAUCGAGACGUCUGCAGGAGAUGACGUUUGGAAGCUGGUCAAUGAUAAGGUUGUGUGCAAAGCAGGCAAGAAUUCUCCUGGAUUUGUGAUCCCAGCAGGAACUCUUGGACAGCUAGAGCAGAGACCAGAUGGUCCCCCUCUCAUCACAUGGGAUGUGGACUACAGUGGUCUUCAGCUAUUCCAGUGUGUCUUAGACUGGCUGAUCAGUGCCGCGCCCACGACAUCACCAUCAGACACCUUGGUACAGCAGGCUAAGGAUGUCAUUGACCUGGUUGAACAGAUGCUGCAGUCUGAUUGGUCAGUCUCAGAGUACCUCCAGCCAAUCACAGACUGUAUACUGCCCCUCAUCUCAAGCUUGGUCCAAAUCCAGAGACCACCUCUGCAUCUGAUAGGUUCAUGUGUCAAGUGUCUCAACACCAUGGCCAAGUAUGACCCUGAGCAGCUUUGGCAAGCACUCCAGAGUACUGGUUUCUUACCCUACACCGGUACACUUUACACACAAGUGGGACAAGCUGCAAGCGGUGAUGGGGUGUUUCCUGGGAGCUAUGGCAAGGUUGCUUUGGAAUGGGAGAAACAGUUUGGUACCUACCCUGUCACACUGGAGUUCAUCAAACUUGUUCACACCCUCAUAGAGGGUCUAGCAUCGAAGAAUGUCAGCAUGGCAACCUCACAAGAUCUUCUUGCCUGCAUCAUCUUCUUGCAACGAGACAUCUUCACAACAUUCCAGAGGUGGCGCUACACAGACUUCAAGGACAAAGAGAAAAUAGGUCUGAGUGUAAUGGAAGUGUUCCAUGUGGUUCUUCAUGUUGUUCCCACAUCACCUGUGUCCAAGAAACCUGUGCUUGGAGAUGAGCAGCCAGAGGGAGUGUCUGUUCGAGAUGCAUGCAUCUAUGGCCUCCUACAUACAGCGGCUGGUCAAUCUCUGCUCACCAUUGCUGCUACAGGGGUGGACACCAUCGAGCAGAAACAGCUAGAAUGUGGAAGUUUCUUGGAUGUUACCCCUGAGAGCCAGCUGGUGAAGCUCUCCCUCUCCAUCCUCAACCGUCUCCUCCUCCUCAAGCCCCAGCAGGAGACCGGCUCCAGGUCCGGCUCUCCGACCCACUCUGCCCCUGAGCAGUGCCCCCUGGAGGUUGCUCUGACCUCCCACUCCACCGGCUUGCCCCACCAGCCUCAUUUAGUCGCUGUGAUAGCGGGGUAUAUCUAUCAUCGGCAGGAUCCGCGGCUUCCGACGCUCGCUGUGCUCCUCCUCAGGAGAUUGGCGCAGGUUGCUCCCAUGUCAUUGUUUGGUUGCCUUGGAAACCAAGCUCCAGCAUUCCGAGAUGCUUUUCUCUUCAGGCUUCAGACUCAUUCAGAGGAUAUUCGGCUCAGGGUUGGUAUUCUAGAGCUCCUGGCAGUGUCAGCAGAGACCCAACCAGGGUUCAGUGAACUAUUCCUCAAUCUCCAACCCAAGAAAGAUGACCCUAAGGGAAAGAAGAAGAAGGAGAAAGGAGCUGAGAAGAAGAGUCCAAAGAAUGAACAGCAGGAGCUUGAAAUUGGGAAGAUCAGUUGCAUCCAUGCUGUGCUUGACAUCUUAGAAGAGUCCAAACAGGGCACCACCCACUCCCCCCCUGAUCUUCACUGUGCUGCCCUAGGGUUCCUCCAAGCUCUCUGGCAGGACAGAAGAGAGACGGCUCUCAGUAUCCUCAGGAAAAGGUCUAAGUUUUGGAGUGAUGUAGCAGCGCCUCUCUUUAAGAACCCUCCUGCACCAGAGCCAGAGUCACAGGUAACCAGCUCUCUGAUCAAGAUCAGGGCUCAUGCUUUCAGGAUACUGGCACUAGAGUGCUUCCAUGCUGGACAAUCGGGUAUACCGAAAGACUUGGACGAUGUCCUGAAGAAGUUGGAUGAAGAGAACAGAUUCCAGUUCUGGUCCAAGUACGUUGGUGAGGUGCUAGAGGCUUACGCUCCUACAAACGUAGAUGUUGAAGAGUACACGUUGAGAGAACACGAGGGACUGGUCCUGCUUCAGGCUUGGAGGACGGUCUUAGUGGUAGCUGCAUCACAGAAGUUCAAAGCCUUGUCCAUCAAUGAAACUGCCACACAAUCCACCAUCCUCAAUGACUUGGUUGCUGCUAUCCACAAACAAGCCCAGAACCUGGACUCUAUCUUCAACGCCAAGGCUCUCGCUCUGCUCUCAUCUGUCUACCUCACGCUGGUCACCAGAUGGAAGUGCAAUCUAAGUGGUCAAUGGUCCAAGGUCAAGCUCCUGGUAGGCACACUGGAGGCCAUUCUUGCCUCGGAGGACACGCCCCUAUUGAGGCGUUGCCAGGCAGCCAUGAUGGGAGCCCUUACCAAUGUCUUAAGACACAGGCGUCUGAAACAAACUAAGGAUAAGGAGGGUAUUGAGCUAUCGCUGAUGGAGAGACUCCUACCUCCAAUCUGUGUAGCAUUACAGCACAGCAAGACCUAUCACAAGCCCCCCAAGUCAGUCCCUCAACCUCCUACCCAGGAAGUUGCCUUAGACAUCACCAUGGAAGACCUUGACAGGACUGGUGCAGCUGAGGAGCUAGUGCUUCGAAGUCAAGGGGACAAGGUUACCAAGGCUGCAAGUACUGCUCCGAUACAGCUUCCAGUGAUAGCUGCAUAUCUGUUGGAUGAGGUUCUGUUGAGUCAAGCUGACCAUGCAGACCAGUGGAUGCCUCUGAUCAGGGAACAGAGCGUUGUAUCGCUACUCCUUAGCACUCUCCAAGCAUGCUUACAGGCAAAGAAGGGCUUGCAUUAUGUUGAGGCUGUGAUGGUACUUCUCAAAGAUCUAGCAGCCAUUCCACCGACUGCUGAAGCAGUACGUAUCACUGGGUACAUCCAGCACACAUGUCUAUCUCUAGUAUGGCUCCAUGAAAACGUCAGUGAACAGGACUAUACAUGGAGCAAGAAGACAAAGGGUGAGAAACCAGACGGCACGUCUUGGCUGACCAUCUAUGUAGAGUCCAUCUCAGUGACCGCUACCCUUCUGGCCACACUCAGUCAUGCCUUCUUGACCGACGCACUGGACUUCUUUGGAGUUCAUCGUGAGAGGAUGAUGAAGUGUCUGGAGUCGGUGUACCUUCUUCAGAGCCCCCUCCAGCUGGAGGAGGCGCAGGCUACCACCUCCCUGGUAUACCAGCUGGCUCAUCACACCCGUCAGUGGAGGUUCAACAUGCCUGCUGAACUAGCCCUGCUGCAGGAGACCCUAGCAAGGCUCACACAGAGCUGUGUGGCGCUUCUCAUAAGGCCCAGGCUACUGCAGCACAUGCUAGAGAUGAAGACGAAUGCCAAGGACGCCAGUCAGAGCCAACCCUUAUCCCAAGUAAUGCAAAAGGUACCUAGGAGGUUACUACAACACCAGGUCUCAACCGACCAAUCAGAUGCCAGUAUUAGUGACGAUGCUCAAGAAGUGCAGUCCAGACUUCUAGUUAUCAUGAGCAGAACGUUAGCUUCAUUCCGCCUCUUCAGUCCAGAUCUUCUAGAAUCACUUCUCAACCAGAGUCUUGACGUGUCCGAAUAUCCAAUGCUCUACUGCCUUGGCUUCAGCACUCCCUCUCUUGACCAAAAAACACCAGCUUCAUUUGGAACGCUCAUCUCAUGCAUUAACUGGUGCCUUCAAAUGCUACCAAAGCUGGAUGUUAAUAAAUCACCCAUGAAGGUGUUAGAUCAGAAACCUGCUGCUUCCCCCUCAGAUGCAAAGACCAUGCAAAGGCCAGUGCUGUUAUUUGUUCUUGAGAAUGCUGUUCAUCUGAUCAUGGCUCAGGGGAUGAGGACGUUCAGGGAUCCAGCUGUACCGACCAGAGAUAGGCAACUACUCAAAAGAGAACUCGGUUCAGAAUUGAAUACAUUCCUGAUCAGUCUACAGAGGUAUUUCCGGCGGGGCAAGCCUGGCUCUCCGUCCGAUGCAAGCCCCGGAACCUCCUCUGCCCGUCUUGCCACUGGCUCCGCAACUUCUGUGAUGACCAAGGCCUCCCUCAAUGCUGCAUUCACAGAAGCCAAGGAGCAACUCUUCUUUAAGGUCGUCCAGAUCUUUGUCAUACAGCUGAGUAAAUGAUGUCAAGAUCAUAUGUGAAUGGGCUCCCCUGAUUGUGGAUCAAAUACGUUGAACCAUAUCUGACCAGGCUAAAGGGUCGCAUUUUGUUUUCUUAACAAAACUUGGACACUAAACACUCCAGUAAGCCGGAAAACAAACAUUGACACCCUGUCGUCAAAAUCUGUCUCUUCCACAUUAAUCGACUACCGGUAUUGAUUUUUUUUUCUCUAGAAUUUAAGAGAAUUUAAGUGAAUAUUUCAUGUGAAUUAGAGAUCUAUUUUCUUACAUUAUUCAUAACAUGUCUUGGAAAAUAUGGAUCAAAGCUAUGCAAUGCUAUUCACAUAUUUUGUGAAACCAGAAUUAGUUUCUGUUCUACUAUAUAUUCUGUGUUUACCUUUCAUUGUAAAUGACUGAAAAUCCUUUCCACUUUAUGGUAUUACAAAUUACUGCUACUGAUGUGGAACGAGUGGAUAUUCAAGGAUGCAUUUUCAAAUAUCGAUACAUUUGUUUUUGCUUGUAUAAUAGUUCUGAAUGGUAAGAUACAGAGGCUGUGUUUCUUCAUGCAGAUUUUGAAAUCUAUGAGGAGGAUCAUUUGACUGUAAGUGUGGCUUACAUGUAUUUCAAACAAUUUAAUGAAAAAGACUAUUUCUCUUAAAAGGUAUUUAUUCAAUUUUAAAAGUACACCCAUAAAUUCAGUGUCCAACAACACUACAUGUACUUUUUUGCUUCUAAGUAGAUAUUCUAAUUUGUAUGAAUUUUUCUUGUAAUUUUUUCUAUUUGAAGCGUAUAGGGACAUGCUAUCCUGUAAUGUGUUGUGCACUAUAAAAGAACCGAGUAUUACUAUUAUUAUUAUUUUUUUAAUUUUAAGAAUGGUGUAGGAAUACGUCUCCUUUCUGCUGGAUAAGACAAGAAUUUUCUGAUAAAAUUAUAAAUGCCUUUAAAUUAAGCAGCCUGGCAUAAAGUGUGGAAAAAGAAGCUUCACCACACAACGUUGUCAAACAUUGGGCAUGUAACCCCUACCCCCAUCUACUGACUAAUGCAGGAAGGUGGAGGGGGAGGGGAGGGCAUAGAGAACCCCCGCCCCCUUUUCAGAUAUUCUGUCCCCCAAAACAGUUGACCUGUUGCGUACCAAUGGGUACCAGGUGUGCUAUGUAUUAACUCUAUUUGGAAAUACAAACUCUGGGAGGGAACGGGUUAAGGCAAAUACAAAUACAUAUUAGAACCACAUUCAGUUAAAUCCGACAAGUUUAAAGAAGCAUUUUAGAUGAUGCACUUGAGUGUCCCGUAAAGAGAAUGACUACAGCAUAUUAAAAACCGCUUCACAGUGUAAUGGUUGGAAAUGAACAGUGUUAAAUCCUUUUUUUUUUCUUUUUUGUUAUUAUGAUAUUUUGUGCACUGUCUCAUGUAUCUCAAUAUUAUUAUUUUUCAUUUGUUAAUUGAUUUUGUGAUGGAAUAGAUUUUUUGAAAGCAUUAUUUCACCUUGUAUAUGAAGAUGGCCUAACUUUUAGUCACUGUUACAUUGACAAAAAUUGAAGCCACGACAUGUUGAAUUCAAUGUGAACUGAACAUUUGUAUAGCAUUCUCUUUUGGUCAGUGACAGGUAUAUGGAGUUUAACUCUAUGAUCCUUUCAAUCCCAUUAAGUUAUUGUGUUUGCCUAUUUACAAAGAUGUUUUUGUUUAUAUAUGUCAGAUAAUCCUUGAGCUAAUGUUUAUUUUUGAUCAUUGAAAGUGACCUUGAGAUGGAGGUGUAUGAAACAAUAUUCAUAUACCAGGGGAGUGCUUCACACAGAUCCUAAGUUAAACUUAUCUAAAAGUUGAGACUCAACAAUUAUGGAAAGCCGUUGGCAUCUAUGAAAAUAUUUUGUAAAAGUUAUUUAAA
Messenger RNA from Strongylocentrotus purpuratus (purple sea urchin), 7405 nucleotides. It is a transcript of the gene nup188, whose product is annotated as nucleoporin NUP188 homolog. The transcript has 49 exons. The record is from RefSeq and is a predicted model, not a curated record. The coding region runs from base 52 to 5547 and encodes 1831 amino acids. Gene Ontology annotation, cellular component: nuclear pore inner ring. Gene Ontology annotation, biological process: RNA export from nucleus; protein import into nucleus. Gene Ontology annotation, molecular function: structural constituent of nuclear pore. Lineage: Eukaryota; Metazoa; Echinodermata; Echinoidea; Camarodonta; Strongylocentrotidae.